This is a messenger RNA of Heterostelium album PN500, 1197 nucleotides long. It is a transcript of the gene snf12-2, whose product is annotated as CHC group protein. NCBI's taxonomy places the organism in Eukaryota, Evosea, Eumycetozoa, Acytosteliales, Acytosteliaceae. The record is from RefSeq and is a predicted model, not a curated record. Gene Ontology annotation, biological process: regulation of transcription by RNA polymerase II. Bases 1 to 1197 code for a protein of 398 amino acids. The transcript is spliced from 2 exons. Gene Ontology annotation, cellular component: SWI/SNF complex; nucleus.
AUGUCAAAGAAACAUAAUGGUGAUAAAAAAGAUAAGAAGAAACAAAAGACAAGUUCAUCGUCUUCUUCAUCGUCGUCUUCUCUGAGCGCACAACAACAGCAACAGCAACAACAACAGCAGAAAGGUGGUGGUAGCGGUGGAUCGAUUAUCAAUCCCAAUGGAUGUCAACAACUACCGACUUCACAGACGCUGCCCGUCGAACAACUGGUUCGUUACGCACCAGAGUGUCUGCUAUUCACACAGCUCCUCGAGUUUGAGAAGAAGAUCGAUAGCGCCAUCACAAAGCGACUGGUCGACAUGCAAGAAGCACAGAAAUCGAGAUCGAGCAAACAGUUUCGUACAUUGCGUCUCUCGAUCUACAAUACCUAUGCUUGUCAAUCGGCAUACUAUCAUCUCGAUAACAAGGCAAUGAUGUCGGUCACCGAGAAGCCGUCGUGGACACUCAGAAUCGAAGGUCGUCUACUAGACGAUCCUUUUUCGCUUGGUGGCGGUAGUGGCGGUGGAAGUGGAAUCGGUGGAGUCGGUGGUAUCGGUGGAGUCAGUAGUGUCGUUGCAGGAAGUUCAGGUAGUAGCAGUGUUUCCAAACAGUCUGGAUCAUCUACAAAACAACAGAAACGUAAAUUUAGCUCAUUCUUUAAAAAGAUAUUCGUACAGAUUGGACAUCGCGAUAGUUGCGAAUGGGACAAGUCGCAAUCGUUCGCAGAGACCGACGGAUUUGAAAUCAAGAGAAACGGCAAUCAGGAGCUGGACAUUAAGAUUCUUAUGCACCUGGAUCAUACACCACAGAAGAGCAAAGUACUCGGUCCACUCUCACAACUCCUAAACAUACACACAGACACCAAGCCAAAGAUUAUAGCAUCGCUCUGGCACUACAUAAAGAUCAACAAACUCCUAGACAUCGAGAGUAAAAAGAUUAUUUGUGAUGAAGCAUUAAAGAAUCGUAAACAUGGCUUCAUGGAGAAACUCUCGGAGGAUCCACUCGGAUUCCUCAGUGAGCUCGUCCACCAACAGAUCAAAGACUAUCAGAUUUCGAAAUCGAUGCCAUCGACCGGAUUCGAAGAGGAACGUCACUCGUCGUUCUACUACCAACCAAUGAUGGAAGACACCGUACAACGAUUCCUAUCGAAACAAGCAACACCCACACCAACACCACAAACAGUGGUUCCAUCAACACCACAAACAGAUUCCAGUAGUUAA